AUGAAGUUGGUUUUUGUGAUGUUUCUGUUGUCAUUGGUGAUGAUUUUGGUGGACUCAAGGAUUUUCUAUGAUUUUGAGCUCGAAAGAAUGGCAAAUCCGGAACAGUGAGUUAUGGAAAAAUGUGUGCAUUUUUAGUGGAUUUUUUUGGCUAAAAGAAAAUAACAACAAAAAAUUGUAUUUUUGAUAUAUAUCCGUUUUUUUCAGAAUUCAAAAAGCUUUACAUCCAACAAAACGCAAUCCGCAAUGUUUGCUAAACGCAGGACUUUCGCAAGGUUGCGAUUUGUAUGACGUCAUCAAUUCUCGAUCAAUCAAUAAUCGUUUGAGCAGUUUUGCCGGACCUGGAAGACGAUGA
Molecule: messenger RNA, 352 nt
Organism: Caenorhabditis angaria
Lineage: Eukaryota; Metazoa; Nematoda; Chromadorea; Rhabditida; Rhabditidae
Source: the annotation of a GenBank genome assembly